Messenger RNA from Phytophthora infestans T30-4, 852 nucleotides. RefSeq lists its product as uncharacterized. Bases 1 to 852 code for a protein of 283 amino acids. NCBI's taxonomy places the organism in Eukaryota, Oomycota, Peronosporomycetes, Peronosporales, Peronosporaceae. The transcript is spliced from 2 exons. The record is from RefSeq and is a predicted model, not a curated record.
AUGGCGUCCCAUGGUCGACGGGCCGUGUUAUCGAUGACGACGCGCUUCUGCCUGCCUCAUGAAGGCAUGGCAACACUCGACUACCUCAGCAGCGGCUCGGCUGCCAUAUUAUGCGACUCCAAGAGCCCUUCGCUGACCGUCGUCACGUGUCAGCACGUUGCAUGCCCCUGGUUGUUCCCCAAGUAUUUCACAGCCACGUGGGACUGGCUGCAGUUCGUGAACGAGGACCACGUGCGUCAUUCACUGCAGCUUUUGGCGAUAAAUGACUCCAAUAGCAGGCCGGUGGUGUUGCUGGAGCUGCCACUGGCCCCCCAGGUGCACAUACACGAGAGUCGAGAUCUAGCGUUGUUGACUCUGGCAGAUUCCGCUGCUUUUGAGACCUGGCAACAGGCAGAACAGGAGCUUGGAGUGCAGACUCUGGCGCUGCAACAGACGCCUUGUGAACGUGGAGAUACUGUCGUCUUCUCUGGCCACAGACAAUUAGCCGGUGAGGAGCAGGAGGAGGAAGGCUAUCAGAUUCCCAAGACGGUAACGGGACAUUUUGUCGGACGCAGUUCUGGUGGACAAGAAUUCGCGUGGAGUCAAGAGCUGCUGGAGGAAGGAAUGUGUGGCGGUGCAGUGGUAGGAGCAGUCACGGGUCAGUGCGUGGGCAUCGUUGAGGGAAUUGUUCCUACCAUUGUACAGGGGGACGAUGAACCUCCGAAAUACGAUAGAGAGACCCAUGCAGCGUGGCAGAUGCGACAGGCUCUGGCGGGUCAUGUGGCUUUCAUCCCAGCGAGUGAUGUAAGGAAGUUUAUUGAGGAGCCACGUGACUUUUUGCUUACAGGAAUGGAGCUACCAUCGCAUAUGUGA